GACCCAUUGCCAUUCUAAUCCAGACGCCCUCCGCUUUGCUGGCACCUCUCCCUCCAUCAUCAUCGCCCUUUCUCUCUCUCCCUCCCUCCAUCUCCCUUUUCUUUUCCAUUUUUUUCAUCUCCGUUUAACCCUAGAAACCAUGGCCAUGGCCUGAGAGGGAGAGAGAGCUCAGCUCUGAAGCACCAUUUCUGUCCUAAUCCGUCGGAUUGGGUCUUCGAAAAGGAAGAUAAAAGGUAAGGAAAUAGAAGGGCGGGACGAGGAAACGAUGCCGUCGCAAGCCGAUCUGGACCGUCAGAUCGAGCACUUGAUGCAGUGCAAGCCGCUGUCCGAGGCGGAAGUGAAGGCGCUCUGCGAGCAGGCCAGGGCCGUACUCGUCGAGGAAUGGAACGUGCAGCCGGUCAAGUGUCCGGUGACAGUCUGCGGCGACAUCCACGGCCAGUUCCACGAUCUUGUCGAGCUCUUCCGAAUCGGCGGCAACGCUCCCGACACGAACUACCUAUUCAUGGGCGACUAUGUAGAACCAAUGGUAUUUUCUUGCUACUUUGUAGAUCGAGGAUAUUAUUCAGUGGAAACUGUUACUCUUUUAGUCACAUUGAAAGUCCGAUAUAGAGAUAGGAUUACAAUUCUACGAGGAAAUCACGAAAGCCGUCAAAUUACUCAAGUGUAUGGAUUUUAUGAUGAGUGCUUAAGAAAAUAUGGAAAUGCCAAUGUGUGGAAACAUUUUACUGAUCUCUUUGAUUAUCUCCCACUCACGGCUCUGAUUGAGAGUCAGGUAUUCUGCUUGCAUGGUGGACUUUCCCCUUCACUUGACACACUGGACAACAUUCGCUCCCUCGAUCGUAUCCAAGAGGUACCGCACGAGGGUCCUAUGUGUGACCUCCUGUGGUCCGACCCAGAUGACCGGUGUGGGUGGGGCAUUUCUCCUCGUGGUGCUGGAUACACCUUUGGACAGGACAUCUCUCAACAGUUCAACCAUACUAACGGCCUCACUCUCAUCUCUAGAGCUCACCAACUCGUGAUGGAAGGUUACAAUUGGUCCCAGGACAAGAACGUGGUGACGGUUUUCAGUGCCCCGAAUUACUGCUACCGGUGUGGGAACAUGGCGGCCAUACUCGAGAUUGGAGAGAAUAUGGAGCAGAACUUCCUGCAAUUUGACCCAGCACCGCGCCAGAUUGAACCCGAGACCACACGCAGAACUCCCGAUUAUUUUUUGUAAUUUGCAUAGCUGCCUCGCCUCGUCUUCCUUCCUCCAGAAUGGGAUCUUCUGUCAAUUUUCUAAUCAACCUGCUUGCCUAUUAUGUUCUUUGUAGAUGCAUCGUCAUACAGAAUAGAGAAGAAAUUUUGGGUGUUUACUUGGGAAUUGGGGAAACCUGGAAAAGAGAUGUAUUGCUGGGUGUUGUCAUUCAUUCCUUUUGGGUAUUGUUCACCUACUAGUACUACUGUUUUCUGCAUUCAUAAGAGUUAAUAGAUUGUGUUUACUCUGUCCAGAUGUUAAUUUUUUCUUCCACGCCAGUCUUGUAUCUUGGAAAGUUAAAGAGGCAACAACUAUAUAACAUGGUAAUUUUCCCGCUGGGGGAUUUCGUUUUGGAAAUGGUGAGUGGAG
Molecule: messenger RNA, 1603 nt
Organism: Linum tenue
Lineage: Eukaryota; Viridiplantae; Streptophyta; Magnoliopsida; Malpighiales; Linaceae
Source: the annotation of a GenBank genome assembly